CGCUUGUGUCUAAUCCUACAUUGUGAAAUAAUUCUGAAAUACGAUUACGCGAAUGCGAAAUUUUGAAAUAAAACUGACAUUAAUAUUAUUAAUGAUUUGCAUAACAUACAUUUAUGCCAUUGAAAUGUUAAAUAACAACGUAUUCAGUUAAAGUCUGUUAAAAAUUUAAGACUGCUUAGUGAUCUCGGGGAAAACAUUCAUGUAGCUCAAUAAGUUUACGUAGUCGCUUUAUAUAUUUGGUGUUUUUAAAGAGUUAAGAAUAAGUGAUCUUAUGAGAGACUGCCGCUACACCACCAAUUGUUUCUAAGGAUGCCCUCAAAUAACCUGAAGGUAGAACAGAGUACAUCGCACUGCACGACGCCUUCAGAGCGGGUCGAGAGGCCGGUCACUGUCAAAGUCGGGUGCCUACACAUCAACCCAGCGUCCAAACGAGGUAGAAGAACAUUCUUCGUCCAAAUGCUGGUCCUGUGUUUCGUGCCUCACGCUGCCCUCAUUGUGCAGAACUGCGCCAUAAUCUCUCAACUGUCAAGCACUUUGGACUCCUCACUGUUUUUAAACUCAGAGGUAUUCACCAGUCUGAUAGCGGAGGGCACAGUCGUCUCCCUCCUGGAAGAGAGAUUCCAAAUCGUGAACUAUACUCUCGCGCAGGAUUUUAACAGAAUGUAUCUUGGACACGUAUUUUCCAAGUCCGAUGCAAAUCUGGACGCCAUCGGCGGUCUAGUGGACAACGGCCUCAAAAUCAACUUGUACCAAUUAAGAGAGGAUAUUUUAAGCAGUAGGGACUUAAAGAAACUAGAUAUCUUUAAGAGAUUGGCAGUAUACGAGGAAAUAAAUUCAGUAUUACUUCUGUACUUAAUGAAGAAUUUAAAAUAUGCUACGACGUCUUUGUGGAGACAAUUGUCGGCAUGUUACGAGCUGCUCAAAAGUUUAGAGGAGUUGUCCCUUUCGUACUCGUCCAUGGCACAUCUGACUGAGUCAACAGACCUGGAGAUCAUUGCCUUCUUCAGGAACCGCCAGCUGUCCUUCCUGGAACACCUUGAGAUGACACUGCAGUAUAUGGCGAUGGAGAAACUGCUCGGAGAAGGGAGGGUAGUGGCGGAGAUUGUUGAUUACUAUCGACAGAUAAAAGUGGUGACUCACUUUGAUAACAUUAACGGCAUUCAACUAUACUCACUCGAUGAGGUGGAGACGUACGCAGAUCAUACCAGGUUCUGUGUAGUCCAGCUGAAGAACGUCCAGGAAGGCUUAUGGGAUGUUCUCAGGGAAACAGUACGACGUGAGAUCUGGUCAGCGAGGAGGACCCUUGGCAUAGGGAUCAUAAUACUGACCAUUGUGCUGUUGGUGUCGCCUGUACUCGUGUUGUUGUUGCGGCACACUGUACAGACUAUACAGACUUUCACACAAUCGAUCCACCUGAGUACGCAAAAGCUUAUGGCAGAGAAGCAGAAAAGUGACUUGCUUCUAUCAAGGAUGCUUCCUGCGCCCGUUUUGCGGAGGCUACGAGCUCAAAGGACAGUCCCGGCGGAAUCAUUCGAUGCUGUGACAAUAUUCUUCAGUGAUAUUGUCGGUUUCACCAAUAUAUCGGCCACUAGUACGCCGAUGGAAGUUAUUAAUAUGCUCAAUAUGUUAUAUAGGUUGUUUGAUGAGAAAAUAAUGCAAUACAAUGUAUACAAAGUGGAGACGAUCGGAGACGCUUACAUGGUUGUGUCCGGAUUACCGCAGAGAAAUGGUAAUAGGCACGCAGCAGAAAUAGCGGACAUGUCGUUGUCUCUGAUGAGGAGUCUCGAAGGCGCAAGAGUUCCGCACAGGCCUGAGGAACUGCUGCGGAUACGAGCUGGCGUGAACACUGGACCAUGCGUGGCCGGGGUCGUGGGGACCACAAUGCCGAGAUACUGCCUCUUUGGUGACACCAUCAACACGGCUAGUCGGAUGGAGAGUACGGGAGAAGCGAUGAAAAUUCACAUAUCAUAUACAACGAAGAAAGCCCUGGACGAGAUAGGGAACUACGAGAUCCAAUCUAGAGGAAUAAUGGACGUAGCUGGCAAAGGAAGUAUGGAGACGUAUUGGCUUCUGGGGAAGAUCGGCAACAUUGAACACGAGAGUCCGCGCUGUCUCCGCUUGCACGACUACGAUCACAACCUUCUUGAACUUAUAAUAAGGUCGUAAUUUGCUUAGCUAGUAUCAAAUUUCAGAGUUCCAAAGCUCAGUUGUGCUCCGUUGCGGCGACGCAGUACUCGUAGCUCCGUUGUUCUCUAUAGGGUUGACAUGCGUUGACGUACGUCGAAACUUCAUAGAAUUUUUACGUCGUUCUGCGUUGAUCCCUCGACGGAUGUCAAAUACUUUGCAGCGCAACUGAGCUCUUAUGCCGGCUCCACAUAGUAGUCGAACUUUAGCGGUUUCAGUAUACAUUGCUGGUUUCUCAUUGCGGUAAAUAAAAGCGCUCAUACUAACUACGCAAUAUUCACAGAGUUCGGUGACAGUGUGGAGCUGGCAUUUGAAGAGAUCUUUUAUUAUAGUUAAUCGAAUUUAGAAUUGGAACAAUAAAUUUCUAGAUAAUAAAGUCAAUCUUGGUCUGUAAAUUGUAACUAAGUACUAUUUUUUGAAAUAUUGUAUGAACGUAUCAAUCAACACUACAAGCGCUAUCGUACAUCACUCAAGAUUCGUCUCUGUUCCCGUAGCAUAGAGUUCAAAGUAAGUUAGGUGUGGUUGAUUGUGUGUGUAUUUUGAACGUUGACUGUUUGACUGACAGAAAUAUAUAGUAAAUAAACUGAUUAUAAUACUUAAUGAUAAUCAGAUUGCUUUUCUCUCAACCUUAACAUUGUCAAAUAAUCGAUUGGCUAAACGAUGGAGCAAUAAAACUAAGAAGUGAACAUGAUAAAGAAUCAAAUUUGUGUCUUGCAUGUCCUGGUCUUUUAUGUAUUUCGCAGCAAAAUAGCAAUUUUCAAUUGCUCACGUAAAAGGUUAUAAUUAUAAAAAAGUUCGUAAGUAGUAAGUAAGUAUAUUUUCUUUAAAUGGAUCUAUUUCAUGAAAAAUUGUUUCGAAAAUACAACAAUUCUACAGAUGGCUCUUGACAUUUUCUAAAAAAAAAAAAAACCCCUGGAUUCUGUAAAACUUUAUUACUAAAAAUAUAUUCGAUUUCUUGUGUCAAUUAAAUAUUUUUAUUGUAUUUACCAUUCGACUUUCAUUCUUUCAGAGUAAAACUUUAAAAUGUCAGACAGACGCUUAGUCCAACCAGUAGGACGACGAGCCUAUAGAACUUUGAAUCGACAUUAAUUUUAUAUGUCUGUUAAAGUUAGUUCGGUAAUCCAUUUUAAAGCGGAUAUUUUUGCCGAUUUAGUUAAAAUUCUAUAUCGUAGAUGUAUUAAAAUUAUAUAGGACAUUUGGAUUAGUUGACAACGCACGAGGACAAUAAAAUAGGAGAAAAAAAAAACUUAUGUCGCAAAAUGAAUUUUUUUAGAAAUUGUAUCCGCUAUAUAACUGUGAAAACCGCAUCAUCCAAUUCCAUCCAGUAGUUUUUGCAUAAUGCGCGAACAAACAGACAGACAGACAAUAAUUUAAAAAAUUUGUUUGGCUUCUAUUAGUCCCAUAAAAACGCCCAUCAUAUUUUUUUUUCUUCAAUAUCUCCUAUGUACGUACAGACAUAGCUCAUUUACAGUUUUAUUAUAUGUAUAGAUUUCAAUUUAGUCAGUUUUAAUUAUAAUCUAUAGGUAGCGAAGUAAAAGAUUUAUAACAACGACCAUCAU
Plodia interpunctella (Indianmeal moth) is the source of this 3743-nucleotide messenger RNA. RefSeq lists its product as uncharacterized. Gene Ontology annotation, cellular component: plasma membrane. Lineage: Eukaryota; Metazoa; Arthropoda; Insecta; Lepidoptera; Pyralidae. Gene Ontology annotation, biological process: cGMP biosynthetic process; receptor guanylyl cyclase signaling pathway; intracellular signal transduction. Gene Ontology annotation, molecular function: peptide receptor activity; adenylate cyclase activity; guanylate cyclase activity. The coding region runs from base 310 to 2166 and encodes 618 amino acids. The record is from RefSeq and is a predicted model, not a curated record. The transcript has 15 exons.